Exaiptasia diaphana is the source of this 516-nucleotide messenger RNA. RefSeq lists its product as uncharacterized. NCBI's taxonomy places the organism in Eukaryota, Metazoa, Cnidaria, Anthozoa, Actiniaria, Aiptasiidae. The transcript has a single exon. Gene Ontology annotation, cellular component: intracellular anatomical structure. Bases 1 to 516 code for a protein of 171 amino acids. The record is from RefSeq and is a predicted model, not a curated record.
AUGGCUGCUGAUAAACUUGURAAAGUUUUGGGUCUUGCGCCACAUCCAUACCAUCGUUCAAGUUUCUUCAAAGAGGUCUACAGGUCCUCUUUAAAUGUAAAACCACUGAAUGACGAUAGGCUUUCUAGAAAUGCCGGCACAUGUAUACAGCUGCUUAUGAAGGGAGACGAUGUCGACCCAUGGCACAAAAUCAUGUCAGAUGAAACUUUCCUAUACCACAAGGGAUCUUAUUUAAAGCUGUAUACAAUUGAUUCAAAAGGAAACUUAGGAUUUAAAGUAAUAGGUGAUGCAUCGCAAGAUCCCGAGGCAGUAUAUUCAGCUGUGGUUCAGGCGGGGACGUGGUUUGCUGGCGAACUUGUGGAUCAAGAGAAAGACUCAUUUGGGUUGUUCAGUGUAUUUGUGUGCCCAGGAUUCGAUUUUAACGAUUCAGAAGUCGGGAMACCUGACGAACUUGGGGUUUUAUUUCCCCAGCACAAGGAAAUAWUUCAGCGUCUUUGCCUUCGUAAAACGAUCUGA